AUGCUGCUAGCGAGCAAGGCAGACUCAGCCACAGUGGGCCCAGUAGCAUCUCAGUCUGCUCCUGUCAGAUGUCGUCUGGGAUCUCAGCCGUGUCGAGACGGCUCAGACUGUGUGCUCUUCAGUCACGUUUGUGACGGUGAGGAAGACUGUAAGGAUGGCUCAGAUGAAGAGGGCUGCUCCAUUGUGUGUGAGAAUGGGCAGUUCCAGUGUGCUCAUGGCAAGAAGUGCAUAGAGUCUGGUCAGGUUUGUGACGGGGUGGCACAGUGCCAGGAUCGGUCGGAUGAAGCCGACUGCCUGCGACCGGAUGAGAGCUGUGUUCACCGUUGUGACAACAAAACCCGCUGCCUUCCGGAGUCCUUCGUCUGUGACGGGGAGCCCGACUGCAUGGAUAAGAGUGAUGAAGCCAACUGUGGUGAGGAGAAUUGUGGUGCUGCAGAGUUCCGCUGCAGUAAUGGACAAUGUGUGCCUGUUGGCGUACGUUGUGACGGGCAUCCCGACUGUCGAGAUCACUCGGACGAGGAAGGCUGUGUCAAACCUUCCCCCUGUGCCACCCAAACCCACUGCCCACACAGCCAUGAGUGCCUACUGCCAGAGUGGAUCUGUGAUGGAGAGAGGGACUGCAGAGACAGCACAGAUGAAAAGGAUUGUAAGGAGACUGAAGUGAAGUGCGGAACAUUUCAGUGGCCUUGUUCCUCUGGUUCUCAGUGUGUUGCUCUGUCCUGGAGGUGUGAUGGCGUUCCAGACUGCAGGGAUGAGAGUGACGAGACUGAAUGUGGUUCUGGGUCAUGUGACUCUCACCUGUUCCAGUGUAACAGCUCUGAGUGUUUGGACCCAGCACAGCUCUGUAACGGAGUCACUGACUGUCUAGAUGGGUCUGAUGAAGGUGGGAACUGUUCGACAGCUAAAUGCACCAGCCAGUCAGGAUGCAGUCAGGACUGCCAUAGAACACCAGAGGGCACAAGGUGUUGGUGUCGGGCUGGUUUUAGGCCUCAGAAGAACGGAGUGACGUGUGUGGACGUAAACGAGUGUGUCGGGGGCAGUCCAGGUGUAUGUAGCCAAAUCUGUAAAAACACUGAGGGCUCAUACAUGUGCGGCUGUAACCAAGGUUACAUGUUGGAGCCCGAUGGCCGAAGCUGUAAGACUUCAGGUGAGCCGUCCCUGCUGGCCUCUGUAGAGUCUGAGCUUUUUCUCCUGGGGCUUGGUAGCGACAGGCUGGAUGCUCUCCUCUCCUCUGUGAGGGGCUUCAUUCUCUCCGUUGACUAUGACUGGAAGGAACAGAAGGCCUACUGGGUGAACCACAGCGCUGAAAGCAUUGAAUGGACCUCACUGGACAUGAAGAGUCGAGGAAGCUUGAUCAGAGGCAUUAACGCAGACUACGUGUGUGUAGACUGGGUGGGACGGAACGUGUACUGGAUUGAUGGUGUGGGCGGUCAGAUUAACGCCGUUGCACUGGGAAGCACACCCAGUAAUGGCUGGGAUUACGCGGUGAUCAUGGAUGAGGAUUUGGAGCAGCCGCGCGCGUUGGCUUUACUUCCACAGAAAGGGCUGAUGUUCUGGUGUGAAACCGGGGAUAAGGCUCGGAUUGAAAAGGCCGGAAUGGACGGGUCAGAGCGGAGAGUUCUGAUCAGUCGGAACCUCAGGUGGCCUACUGGCCUUGCUGUGGACCCGCUCCAGGACCGCAUCUACUGGGCGGACCAGAAGCUCGGAUACAUCGGAUCAGCAACACUGCGUGGAGAAGAGAUCCAGCUGCUGCAGCUGGCCGAGACACCCAGCCCGUUCUCUGUGUCUGUGUUUGAUGACUUUGUGCUGUGGUCUGAUACUCGCAGAGGAACCAUCCAGCAGGCACAGAAAAGCACAGGCAAAAAACACAAAGUGCUUCUUAAACAACCCAGACAACCUUUCAGCUUGAAAGAAAGUACAGUGGUUCAUCCUGUGUUGCAGGUCAGUAUGGAGAACCCUUGUGAGACUCGUGCCUGUUCUCACUUGUGUGUGUUGGCCCCAGGGCCAGAGAGUGUGUGCAAGUGUCCUCCUCAUUUACAACUUGAUGAAGAUGGACUCAACUGCUCCAAACCCAUGGAUGACUCCUUCAUUCUUCUGUUAUCAGGCACUGGCUUCACUCAGAUCCACUUGCAGGACAGACUGAGUGUGGGGUCACAGUCUUGGCCCAGUCACCGUCGAUUCGGGCUGUCUUCCCAGAAUAAGCCCAUGACUUUUGACCUGUCUCUUCGUGAACUUACUCUCUACGUGACCAGCGAGGGUCAGAACACCGUUGGGACCUUCACGAUGAAAGAUUCUGCCCUUGUCCCUCAAGCCAAGCUGACCCUACUUCAGAAGGACUCUGUAUCAGCUCUGGCUCUGGACUGGAUCACUCUCAAUGUGUACUGGUCUGGUACCAAACAUCCCAGUGUAUGGGUCACCUCUUCCCAAGUCGGCUACACUGCAAUGUUAAUUCGUGUUGAUGUAGGCGGUGUGCAGGCUGUAGCUGUUCAUCCACCCAGCGGCCGCCUCUGCUUCAUCAGUGUGGGCGGCCAGGGUGGAGCCCCCGCUCGGGUGGAGUGUGCCUUUAUGGAUGGAGGAAAUCGGGUGGAACUGUGGAGGAACUGUGUUCAGCCAGUCUCUCUGACACUCUCAGACCAGGGAAGAGAGGUUUAUUGGGCUGAUGUAGGUCUCGGGCACAUUGCAUGGGUUGGCGUCGAUGGUUCGGGAUACAAAGAAAUCAAGACCGAAGGAGAAGUGAAGGCAUUUGCACUGGCCGAUGACUUGCUCUUCUGGGUGAGCAGACAAGCCUCCGCUAAGUUCUGGUUCAGAGCCCAGCGGCAGGAGGCUCAGCCGUGGUUUGAGGUGGAUGCUGAUGUCAUGUGUAUGAAGGCCUUCAGUAAACACAGCCAGAGAGGAAGCAACUUGUGUGCCAGUGGAAACGGGGGUUGCAGUCACCUCUGUUUGCCUUUCCCGGGGGGCCGGACCUGCCGGUGUGGGCGUGACCAUUUUCUUACAAACAGGACAGACUGUGUCUCAGAGCACCACUGCCCGCCAGGCACCAAACCGUGCCCCCAUGGACACCCAUGCCUUCACCCCUCCCAGUUCUGUGACGGGCACCCAGACUGCCUAGAUCAGUCUGACGAGAACUGUAAGGAUUUGAAAUACUUCUCACCAGAAGUACAAUCUGACAUCACGUCUCUGGAUAACAGCACUCCAGUCUGGACCUUAGACUCCAGAUCCUGUAAAGAGAAUUUGUGUAAUGGGAAGGGUGACUGCGUGGCAGGGAACGGCACCAUGUCUUGUACCUGUGCAGAUGGGUUUGGAGGAGAAUUCUGCCAGGACCACCUGGGUGUUACGUGGAACAGCCUGACCAUGUAUGUGUCUGUCAGUGUGGCUGCAGGGGUGGUAGUGCUGGGUGUCCUUAUUGCCGUCAUGAAGAAGAGGAGCGUGAAUGGCAGGCGAGCAGAGCCUGUACAGAGGGAGACCAGUAUGAAGGACCUGGGGGAAAAUAAAGAGAAGUCAAAAAUGCAAAUGCUGUCCGAGGCAGGAGAGUUCACUGAGCUGGCGUCACAGAAAGUGAGACAGCGUCGUCAGCUGAGUUGGGCAGGCGGUUCUUUCCUUCAGCGAGACUUUGAUGACUUCACCCCUGUGUUUUACCUGGAGGACCCACCACGUCCUGCACCAGCCAAAUCCACUGGCAAGGAACGGGCGAAAGGCAGCACGACCCCGGGGCCCGCCGCGUGUCCUGACGACCGUAAUGAGGAUAGCCCGCUCUUCUUCCUCCUCCCUGCAGCGAACAGCCAGGGGGGGCAGACUCCUCAGGUCCUCAUGAUGCCCCCUCCCUCUUCCAAUGGCCAGACUGGGACCUUCACCUCUGGGAAUCCCAUCCAACUCUUUCUGCUCCCUGCAGGCCAAGAUCAGAACUCCUUUAAUCCUGGGACAGAGUUGGGUUCAGACUCCGGGUCCGGACAGCCAGGCCCGUCCUCGCCCUCAGCAGGGAGGGACUCCCCCCAGACACCAAUCCUCAUCUUCCCAGGGAUAUUCCUGCCAAAGGCUCGCCCUGCCGGCCCUGACGCCGGUCAGUCUCCAGCUGCUGACGUGAGUGGUGGACAAUCCAAGACUAAGUCACGCCUGAAGCCUCUCCGUCAUCCACAGGAGAAUAAACCCCGACAUGCCAAAGCUCCCGGCGGGACGGGCAGAAGGCAGGGUCAGAGGUGA
Messenger RNA from Chanos chanos (milkfish), 4197 nucleotides. RefSeq names its product low-density lipoprotein receptor related-protein 13 (gene lrp13a). The coding region runs from base 1 to 4197 and encodes 1398 amino acids. Gene Ontology annotation, cellular component: apical plasma membrane; signaling receptor complex; plasma membrane. The record is from RefSeq and is a predicted model, not a curated record. Gene Ontology annotation, biological process: receptor-mediated endocytosis. NCBI's taxonomy places the organism in Eukaryota, Metazoa, Chordata, Actinopteri, Gonorynchiformes, Chanidae. Gene Ontology annotation, molecular function: calcium ion binding; protein binding; hormone binding. The transcript is spliced from 19 exons.